GCCAGGGUGAAAGGUCGGCGCGCCGGCGCCACUCCCAACAUGGCGGCGGCCGGGGCAGCGGCGCGCCGCCCGGGAGCCGGAGCGCGGCGCCCGGCCCCGCCUCGGGCCGCGCCGCUGCCGCGAGUGUUGGUGCUGCUGGCGGCGGUGGCGGGGCCGGGCCCGGGCGGCGCGGCGCGGCUGUACCACGCGGGCGAGGACGCCGUGUGGGUGCUGGACAGCGGCAGCGUGCGCGGCGCCACGGCCAACAGCUCGGCCGCGUGGCUGCUGCAGUUCUACUCCUCGUGGUGCGGCCACUGCAUCGGCUACGCGCCCACCUGGCGGGCGCUGGCCGCGGACGUGCGAGACUGGGCCGCUGCCAUCCGAGUCGCAGCUCUGGAUUGUGCAGAAGACAAGAACCAGGAAGUGUGCCGAGCCUACGACAUCCACUUCUACCCCACCUUCAGGUACUUUAAAGCUUUUACAAAGGAUUUUACAACUGGAGAAAGUUUUAAAGGACAUGACAGGGAGCUGCAGACAGUCAGACACACGAUGAUUGACUUCCUGCAGAACCACACAGAAGGCACCCGGCCUCCCGCCUGCCCACCUCUUGACCCAAUUCAGCCCAGUGAUGUCCCGUCCCUCUUGGACAGCCACGGUGGCCGAUAUGUGGCCAUCAUGUUUGAAAGCAACGGCUCCUAUGUUGGACGAGAGGUGACCCUGGACUUGAUCCCAUAUGAAAACAUCAUGGUGAGCAGGGCACUGGAUGGGGACAAGGUGUUUCUGCAGUCACUGGGUGUUUCUUCAGUUCCUUCCUGUUACUUGAUUUACCCAAAUGGAUCUCAAGGAGUAAUUAAUGUAGCAAAGCCUCUUCGGUCGUUUUUCUCCUCUUAUUUGAAGUCAUUGCCAGGUGUGAAGAAAAGAUCUCUUUCCUUGCCUGAAAAACCAAGCACAGAAGGACACUCAGAGGUGGUAGUUUGGAGAGAAUUUGACAGGGCCAAGCUGUACAUGGCAGACCUGGAAUCCGGGCUGCACUAUCUACUGAGAGUGGAGCUGGCCAGCCACAGGUCCCUGGCUGGAGUGGAGCUGAAGACCCUCAGAGACUUUGUGACCAUUGUGGCCAAGCUGUUCCCUGGCCGACCUCCUAUCAGGAAGCUGUUGGAGAUGCUGCAGGAGUGGCUGACCACCCUGCCUCUGGACAGGAUCCCCUACAAUGCCGUCCUUGACCUGGUCAACAACAAGAUGCGGAUAUCCGGAGUCUUUCUCACCAGCCAUGUAAAGUGGGUGGGAUGCCAAGGCAGCAGACCUGAGCUGAGGGGCUACCCCUGCUCCCUCUGGAAGCUCUUCCACACUCUGACAGUUGAGGCCUCGACCCACCCAGAAGCACUGCUGGGCACAGGCCUUGAGGACGACCCGGGGGCUGUGCUGCAGACCGUGAGGAGGUACAUCCACACUUUCUUUGGGUGCAGAGAGUGUGGCGAGCACUUUGAGGCAAUGGCCAAAGAGUCUCUGGACACAGUGAAGACACUCGACCAAGCCGUCCUCUGGCUGUGGAGGAAGCACAAUGCCGUCAACAGCCGCCUGGCAGGCCAUCUGAGUGAGGACCCCAAGUUCCCAAAGGUGCCGUGGCCCACCCCAGAGCUCUGCCCAGACUGCCACGAGGAGAUUAAGGGCCUGGACAGCUGGAACGAGGGCCACGUGCUCCUGUUCCUGAAGCGGCACUACGGCCGUGACAACCUUGUGGACACGUAUGCUGCAGACCUGGGCGAUGGCGGCGACGGGGCAACCGCGGGCAGGGCCCGGGCGGAGGGCGGGGGACUCGGUCCCCCGGGGAAGCCUCGGGGAGCCCAGGAUGACCCAAGUCUCCAUCCACUCCAUGUCCUGGACCCCAGAACGGACCUGCUGGAGAGCUUGCACCACCGGCUGGACCUGAGACUCGGGAGUCCCCAGGGGCCUGGGGCCCGGGAGGAGGCUGAGGCCGAGGUGCCUCUCCUCGGGGUUGGCUUCUCCAGCCUGGACAUGAGCUUGUGCGUGGUGCUGUACGUGGCCUCUUCCCUGUUCCUGAUGCUCAUGUACUUCUUCUUCCGCGUGAGGUCCAAGCGAUGGAAAGUCCGCCUCUACCACCCGGCUGUAUAGAGCCCUCCUGUCCAGCUCUACCACCCGGCUGUGGAGAGGCCUCCUGUCCAGCUCUACCGUCCAGCUGUAUAGAGCUCUCCCAUCCGGUUCUACCACACAGCGGUGGAGAGGCCUCCCACCCGGCGCUACCACCCAGUUGUGGAGAGGUGUCCUGGGCAGCCUUGGCAGCGCUCCCACAGUGCUAUCAUUUGUGAUCAGGGAUUUUGUAAACAUGCCAGACUUGGCCCUUCAGAGUGCAGGCGGCCCUGGUGGAAACACUUGCCUUGCUGGCCCCUUGUGCUUUCCCAACUCGUGUCAAAAGACAUCCGUGUGUUCACUGUCCUAAGUUGGAGCAGGCAGGUCUGCUCAGGGCCUUCCCUGCACUCUAUCCUGCCUGUCAGGCCCAUCCGAGGGACACAGCGAAUGGAAGUGCAGUAACCUUCCCCCACAUCCCACACCUCCAGCCUGGAAGCGGCCUGGGGUCUGUGCAUCUAGGCCAAGGCUGUGCCUGCAGGCAGCAGAGCCCAAACGUUUCUACCACCCGGUGCCCUGCGGGGUGCUCACUCUGUGCACAGGCCCCCAAGCAGGAACGGGGUAGUGAGUGGUGUGGCUUUACUUUCUCUCAAGGAGUGACCAGGGCUGUCAAGUAGUGGCUGGUUUGGAGGGGCAGGGUGGUGGCAGUGCCUUUUAAUUGUUUACUGUUGACAAGGGACUGAGGGAUAGCCCAGUCUGGCCACUCUGGAGGCAGUGUGGGCCAGCUGGAAGGUGAGUGACCAUAGCGUCAGGGGAGGGGUAAUGAGAACUGGUCCACUCGGGGGUGGGGGGCGAGCAGGAGGCCUGUAGGAGCCUUUGUCUUGUAUCCCUCAUCUCACACAGAAGAAAGCACCAGCAGCGGCUAGGUAUACAGGGCCCAGUGGGAAGGAUGAGGACCUGGCAUGGCUUCAAACCCCAGGACUCCUUGAACUGAAGCUGUUGAGAAGGGUCCCACGCAAGCCAGGCUCUUUGCAGGCCUCAGGGAUGACUUAACCAUUCCACAAUUUAAACUCACUUUUUGUAAAAUUAAAACCACCCAUUGGCAUGCAGUUUCAGGAGCAUUCCUGCUGAGAUCCUUUGUGGCCAUUGGUUUGUUUCACAAGCGUCCUUCUAUUUAGAUGAAAUUAGACCAAUGCCUUUGUGUGUGCGUGUGUGCAUGCACAGGAGUGACUAGAAGAGCUGUAAAUACUCUUUCCACUUAGCCUAUUGUGAUUAUGUAUGGUAAAUGGUCCCUGAGGACCCUGUAAUGUGGCUGUGGCCUGAGAAGGGCAGACAGCUGUCCCCUGGGGCUGUCCUUAGCCAGCCUCCAUUUUGUGGGAGGCAUGGAUUUGGAGGCCUGACUCUUCCCAGGGCAGGAAUAGCCUCGCUGCCUUGGCUCCACCACCUUGAGCUCCUGCUUCUCCUGGGCCAUGAAGGACCUUUUCGUUUGAUGCUUUUUAACCUCUGAAAUCCUGUUUUUUAAAAAAAAUGAACCUGUCUUUGGCUGGUCAUGUGCCUAGGUUACUAAAGAUGCUGGCCCAUCUGACAGGUCCUCACAUCUCCAAGGAAGCUCUGAACCCUCUGUCUACCUCUGUGGAUGCCUUCUCCACCAAAGGAGGUGUCUUCAGUGGGCAAGGCGGGGCUCCUGCAGUGCAUUCUCCAGUCUGACCUUCAUGGAGACCCAUGUUCGGCAGCGCUGGCUUUCAGCUUCUCUCCUGCAGAACUAGAGGCUGCUUCCUGAGGAUGAGCUUCCCCAGGCAAAUCUGGGGAGAGUGGCUGCCAUGAUGUGUGGGGCCAGCCUGCAAGGGAUCAGGACUCAGAUGUCUACAUUACCUGCUCAGAUCAGUGGUGCCACCUUUAGUCAAGGUGUAAGCCUUUGUGUGUGUGUGAGAUAUACUGGUGGGUCACGUCAGUAAUCCUAGCUACUCAGGAGGCUGAGAUCCCA
Dipodomys spectabilis (banner-tailed kangaroo rat) is the source of this 4048-nucleotide messenger RNA. RefSeq names its product quiescin sulfhydryl oxidase 2 (gene Qsox2). The record is from RefSeq and is a predicted model, not a curated record. Gene Ontology annotation, cellular component: Golgi membrane. Gene Ontology annotation, biological process: protein folding. Bases 40 to 2112 code for a protein of 690 amino acids. Gene Ontology annotation, molecular function: flavin-dependent sulfhydryl oxidase activity; protein disulfide isomerase activity. Lineage: Eukaryota; Metazoa; Chordata; Mammalia; Rodentia; Heteromyidae. The transcript has 12 exons.